Molecule: messenger RNA, 924 nt
Organism: Caenorhabditis auriculariae
Lineage: Eukaryota; Metazoa; Nematoda; Chromadorea; Rhabditida; Rhabditidae
Source: the annotation of a GenBank genome assembly
AUGAAGUGGUCCGUCGUGGUUUUGCUAAUCGCAGCUGUUUCUGUCGCUCAUUUGAACGCCUCGAAAAUCCCGAAAUCUUCGUCGAAUUCCGGCGACAGCAAUGGAGACAUUGAAGAAGAGACGACUGAAGAGACUUUGGUUUUCUUUUUAUUACUGUAUUUAUUUAAAAAUCUUUCACAACUGUAGAGUAUCAGGGAAAAAAAACUAAUUGUUUUUCAGUAAUUUUGAAAUCUAAAUCUUGACAAAUGAAAAUGCUACUUCAAACUUGAACGACUGAAAGUUUUUUAGUGUCACGAAAUUACAAAAAAAAAACCAAAUAAAAAAUUUUAAAUAGCGAAAUCAAAGAAAAAAAAAGUGAAAAAGUUAACAAAAAUUCCAUUUCAUAAAGUUCGCUCCAUUGCUAGGUCGCAACGAAACGGAAAAAUCUGUACAAAAUUCGAUUUUUUUAGAUUUUUUUCUAAGAUAGGUUAGACUUCACUGAUUAUUUUAGUUACAGAAAAAAAGGUUCAUUUCAGCAUAAUUUUUGAAAAAAGCAUAUGCUUUGCUGGAAGACACCUUUUUUAAAAUUCAAAUUUUAGGUUUCCACAACCACUGAAAGCCCGGAAGAGGAUUUUUCGUACCUCGAAUUUUUGAUAAAAAUUUACACGCAAGUCCUCAGUCAACUGGAACAAGCUUCGAAAUUGGCGAAAAAGGGCAAAAUCAGCGAGUACGAUGCGAUAACAGAGUUCGCCGGAAGCGUGGUUUUUGAAAACAAGUGAAAUUUUUCACUUCUUCAUAAUAUAGGAACGUGAAAUCAUGUCACAUACGAUCGCCCUGGCUCAAGGAAAGAUCCCGGCACGUUGUCGAAGCCUGCAAAACAAGGCUUUUGGCUUCUCUGAGCCCAGCUCCAGCGUGGAAAGCGAAGAAGAGUUCCAGAAACCAUAA